This is a messenger RNA of Penicillium antarcticum, 441 nucleotides long. RefSeq lists its product as uncharacterized. The transcript has a single exon. The record is from RefSeq and is a predicted model, not a curated record. The coding region runs from base 1 to 441 and encodes 146 amino acids. Lineage: Eukaryota; Fungi; Ascomycota; Eurotiomycetes; Eurotiales; Aspergillaceae.
AUGACUGCAGGUGGAACAGAAGUAGUAGUUGGUGGGAUGGCUGGCGGUAUAGAUGUCGUUGUUGGUUUGAUAGAGGUAGCUAUGGGCUUGGUGGGUGUAGUUGUGGUAUGUGAAGAUGUAGUCGUGUGUUUGAAAGACGUAGUUUUCGAACCAACAGGAGCCAUAGUGACAGUCGAGGAAGGCCCUAAACCUGUUCCACUAAGCCAGACAAUAACAUGGCCUGUUUGCGUUACCAUCGGUACUUUUGAAGUGGAAGACUUUGACGUUGACAAGCUUGUGGUAGUGGAAGACCUGGGUGUGGAAGUCCUGGGCGGCGCAGAGGUCGUCGUAGUUGAAGGAGAUGUAGUCAUAUGUACAUAUGUUAUCACAUCAACUCCAUCUGGAUCAACACUGCUAAUGCUAGUCCUAGCCAAGGAUGAAGUUGAUGGAGUUGAGGGGUGA